Musa acuminata subsp. malaccensis (wild Malaysian banana) is the source of this 1795-nucleotide messenger RNA. The record is from RefSeq and is a predicted model, not a curated record. NCBI's taxonomy places the organism in Eukaryota, Viridiplantae, Streptophyta, Magnoliopsida, Zingiberales, Musaceae.
CCUUUACAUCUUCGGAUUGAGUUUUGAUUUUUGCAGCGGUGACAAAAGCAGAAGGCAUCGGAUGUCAGUGCGAGUUCUGAUUCAGGCGCUGUUCUCGAGAUCUCGAGGGUUCAUGGGAAAGCGAGGGACAUGGAAGAAAGUCCAGUCCCAUCAACAAGAACGAUAUCAUGCUUCGUGUGUACCAUUACCACAACAAUAACAUGGAUUAACGUGCAUGUGUAUUCGGUGCUCCCAAUCAUUUGGCGAUCGGAUCUGUUACUAAGAGUUUGAAUCUCUCAUCUUGUCGUUAGUGAACAUUACAUUAGGCUAUCUAAUGUUGAUUAUAUGGAUUUUUAUCAUAAAAUUAAUGAAAAUUUGAAUGUUCUAAAGUUAUUUCAUAUUAUAAAAAAAAAGAAAAAAGAAACAUACCGCUGUAAAAGAUCGAACCGGUCCGGACGGAUCGAUCCGGUUCGAUUUCGAUCACGACUCUGGGCCGAGUCCGGAUAAUAGCUGGAUUUCUCUGGAACCCUUCCGACCAAACCUCUCGUGCUCUCUCUCUCUCUCUCUCUCUCGGUCUCGCUCUCGGGCUAAUGGCUACAAUCCUGAGAACGCCGGCGCUCUUCCUCCACCCUCCGGCGGAGGUGGCGGCACGGGCCGCUCUUCCGGCGGCGCCGAGGGGACCUCCGUACUUCUGCGCGAGGCGGAGGAUCUCGUGGUCUUUAAAGCUACAGCUGUCCCCUCUCGCCUAUAGGCGUCUCUGCUUCCCAAAGUUCAAAAUCUUCGCCGCCUAUGGGGACACCACAGAAGCCGAAGAGAUUGCGGAAGCUGUGGAAAAGGAUGAUUCUGAUGAAGAAACUUCUUUAGAGGAUGGAGCAACUGAUGGCGGCAUUAUUGACACAGAAGAAACUGUUGCUUCGACUGUACUGUUGUCACUGCAGUCAUACAAAGAAGCUUUGGCAAAUAAUGACCAAACCAAAGUUGCUGAAAUAGAAUCAUUUCUUCAGUCAAUUGAAGAUGAGAAGAAUUCUCUUUCAUCUAAAGUUGCUGCUUUGGCUGAAGAAUUAUCAACAGAACAGGAUCGCAUUCUUAGGAUCAGUGCCGACUUUGACAAUUUUAGGAAAAGGACAGAGAGAGAAAGACUUUCUUUGAUGACGAAUGUGCAAGGUGAAGUUAUAGAGAGCUUAUUGCCUGUUUUAGACAACUUUGAAAGGGCUAAAACUCAAAUAAAAGUGGAGACCGAGGGAGAAGAGAAAAUUAAUAACAGCUAUCAGAGCAUUUAUAAGCAGUUUCUGGAGAUCCUGACCUCUCUUGGUGUGGAAACAGUGGAAACUGUUGGGAGUACUUUUGAUCCUAUGCUUCACGAGGCAAUUAUGCGUGAGGAAUCAAUGGAGUUCGAAGAGGGCAUCGUAAUUCAAGAAUUUCGCAAAGGUUUCAAACUUGGGGAAAGGCUCUUGCGUCCAUCAAUGGUGAAGGUUUCUGCUGGACCAGGACCACAAAAGGCGGUAGACGAAAACGUGGUGGUAGAAGAUGGUGAAGCGAGUGAAAGCAGUGAAGAAGGUGGAGAUUCUGAAUAAUUUGUACAAUCUAAUUUCUGCCUUGCAAUUUUGUAUGUUCAAUUAUGUUUCUACAAUCUAAGAAAGCUUUUACUGUGCAGACAUCAAGUUGACAAACCAAUCGCUUGCUGCAUUUUAAGUUUUGAAGCUUUUGUAGGCAUACAACUGCAACUUUUUUAUUUUUUAUUUUUUGCACUUAUCAUUAUUGUCAUGCUUGUGGAUAAUUCUUAUAUGCUUUGCGCAAAUGCAAUCGUUUUUCCCAA